Messenger RNA from Penicillium taxi, 2637 nucleotides. RefSeq names its product CAZyme family GH18. Gene Ontology annotation, molecular function: hydrolase activity, hydrolyzing O-glycosyl compounds; chitin binding. Gene Ontology annotation, biological process: carbohydrate metabolic process. The record is from RefSeq and is a predicted model, not a curated record. Lineage: Eukaryota; Fungi; Ascomycota; Eurotiomycetes; Eurotiales; Aspergillaceae. Bases 1 to 2637 code for a protein of 878 amino acids. The transcript is spliced from 6 exons.
AUGGUCAGCUCCUCAGCCAAUCGUCAAACCUUUAUCACUUCCCUACGCAAUUUCAUGCAGACAUACGGCUUUGAUGGCGUCGAUAUUGACUGGGAAUACCCUGCUGCCAACGAUCGAGGCGGUGUUGCAGCCGAUUUCGCCAACUUCCCAAUUUUCCUUGCUGAAUUGAGGGCUUCAUUCGGUAGCGGAUUGGGAAUCAGUACUACACUUCCAUCUUCAUACUGGUACCUUCAGCAUUUUGAUGUUGUUAACAUGGAGGCUAGCGUCGACUGGUUCAACUUCAUGAGCUACGACAUCCAUGGCGUCUGGGACUCGAGCAACAAGUUCACGGGGCCUUAUAUCCGCCCGCACACCAACCUCACUGAAAUCAACGACGGCUUGUCCCUGCUGUGGAGGGCAGGAGUUGAUUCAUCUAAGGUUGUGCUUGGACUGGGGUGGUAUGGACGCUCCUUUACGCUUGCUGAUUCGUCCUGCACCACUCCCAAUGGCGUAUGCCAGUUCACUACCGGAGGUAAUGUAGGGGAGUGUACGAAAUCAUCCGGAACGCUUUCAAACGCCGAGAUUAAACGUCUUCUGGCGGCCGGAACAGGAACUGAAUCCUAUGAUGCCACUGCAGGAGUCCGUUGGCUCACCUUUGAUUCGAACCAGUGGGUGAGCUUUGACGACGGUGUGACAAUGCAGCAGAAGAUAUCCUUUGCUAAUAACCUGUGCCUUGGGGAUAUCAUGAUUUGGUCAAUCGACCAGAACAACACAGCUGGCGAUAGUAUGAACGACUUGAUGGGCAUCGGUACAGCGAACGGGGUUUCAGAGGCAGCGGCCGCUUUAUACAAAGAACAGAUGGCCAAUGCUUCAUUACAGAACGCUGUUGCCUCUAGUUGCUACUGGUCACUCUGUGGAGGGACUUGUACAUCUGGGUAUUUCGACGCAACUGCCGCCCGCGGUCAAAUUGCUGGCUAUCAGCAGAAUCCCGUUUGUGAUACGGACGAGGUCCAGACACUAUGCUGCGCCCCAGGAACUUCGAUGGGCACCUGUCAAUGGGAGGGUUUCAGAGGAGUGGGAAUGCCUUGCUCGCCAGCAUGCUCCGACCCCGACGCCACAAUCGUCGCCCGUAGUACAAACUCGUAUCAACUCAACGAUGGAGGGCAGCUUCAAGACCUGACCUGCACGGGUGGAUAUCAAGCAUAUUGCUGCACUAGAUUCGUCCCUUCCUCGAUCACCAAUUCAGGCAACCUCUUGCUCUAUGGGACGUCGACGACUGUGCUCAGCAAGCGAGGCGGUUCUGCUCAUAGUCUGAGUCUCUAUACAGGUGGCCAUGCCAUUGACAAACGUGGUAUUCCCUUGAUAUUCGCUGAGUUGGCCGCUCUUUACAUCGCUGACGUUAUCCCGUCCGCCUUGGGAGCAGUGUUGACUUUCGGGCUAUCCCUUAUUUCGGAGGGGGCACUGUGCCUUACUGCGGCCGCUGCCGGUAUCGCUACCGCUGCUAUCAUCGGCUUUUCAAUUAUUUACAACAUAGUUGGGUGGCUUUUCGGCGGAUCCAUGUCUACACCCAAUGUUGGCGUCCCAACAACAGUCACGGGCCGAACUGCGUAUGGCCAGUGGUCGAUUCUCGACUUUAACGGCGGUGACACGUCAACUAGCUGCGAUUGUGAGGUUACAUAUACGUGCCGCUAUAGCAUAGGUUGGGAUGAGAAAAAGCAGCGUAUAGCGGCAUACCUAAGUGCAGCACAGCAAAAACCAGCUGGAGAAACCCAAUGGCGAUGUCAGGUUGAUGAGUUUCCUAUGGGCGACCUAAAGGAAUCUAGAAAGAACGCUCCGCAGAUUUGUCGUCUAGUCAAUGGUCCUGCGAAUCAAAGACAGGGCGGUGAUUACUCGGCUUGGAAGAGGGCGCAAUGGAGACCUUGCUCGACCUACCGCUCUAGCAAGUGCAAGAUUGCUGACGAUGGGCCACCUGUAACCUGGGAGCUCGGGCCGCUACCCGCUGGUCGUGGUUCUGGCAAUGCAAAGCACUUCAUAGAUGCUUAUGGCUUCGAUGAUCAAACGGCAAACUCGCUUUUCUGGGCUAUAUACACUUACACCGACCAAGGUGGAGUUAUCAGCACCUCCACGCCUGUUGAUCAUGGCUUCCGCGUUCUUGACGAUGGCCCUAUGUACGGUAAUGCGUAUGGAUGGCCUCGACAGUCCUGGGAAGUCAAUCCAGCCCCGAUAGCCAGCGCUCAAUACCGACCUUUUGACUCUCAACCAUCAGUCUUCCAAAGAGACUUUGUCGGAAACGACAUAUUGUAUGAGGAUGAUAGCGACCCUGCCGGCGUCUGCCACGCCGACCUUAGAUCACUUGGAAAUGGCAAAAAGGAUGCCAUUCUCGACCUUGACUAUGACAAUCUCCUCUUUGAUGGCGACCCACGCGCAGAAGUGCGUAUUAUCUUGGACGAGCAUGGUAAUGUCGUUGAUAUGUAUAUGGGCGACCAAGGUGCCGGGUCGUGGACGAGGGAACCAAUUAAAAGCUCUGAUCCGGACAGGGUGACUGUUGAUCCCACCACUGUCACUAUUACGACGGGUGGUGCGCCAGGCAGCGAGUCCCGACCUAUGCACGCGCUGCGAGUACGACUGGGUCUGAGACAAGAUCGGCAGGCGUUUUGA